GUGGAGUGUUAUGGUGAAUUCUGUUGCGAAGGGAAGUGUUGAUGGUUGAAAUUAUUGUUAAGUGCCUGCUUAUAUUGCGGUACUCGAUUUAAUCAUGCAGUGCCAAAAAUGAUAAAGCAUAGUGAAUAAUACGAAGAAUUUCGUGGAGUCUCUUCUAAUUUUUGCUAAGUGAUUGGAUCCCAACGUUUAAGACAAUGGAGAAACAAAAACCAAAGCCAGUGAAAAAGAAACAAACCAAGAGAAUUGAAGAGGACUUUUUAGAGACUGACAUUCCGGAAUGCCCCAAAUUGGAAGACUUCGAUUACGACGCCCAGUCCAAACCUGCGAACCAUGCAUCAUCUUCAAAAGAAUCACAGAAUGCAGACUCUGGUAUUGAAGCUCAGAACAUAUCAAACAUUGAAAGUGAAAUAUUUAAUGCGAGUCAGGAGGACGUUGAAGCAGCGCAGGAAGCAGACGAUCUGCCUCGAAAUUAUAAGAAGGAAAGAGAAAAGGCUAGUUCUGGAAGUACAGCCGAGUGUGCUGUUUCCACAACGGAUGUUUCUAUUGAACUAUCAGACAGUGAACCGAUGCCCUUUCAGGAAGGUGAUACGAUGUUGGACAAGGUGUCCAAUGGCACAGAAAUGAAGGAAAUUCACUCAUACCACCUGAGAGUGAGUCCUGAUAAGAAUGAGCAGGAUACUAAGCUGGAAUCGCCUUUACAUACAACAGAGCGCCAUGAGGAAUCUCCAGCAAAUGCUGUCACAAAGAAAGAAGCAAUACAGCAGCCAGAUCUGCAGCCAGUGGUGGCAUCAGCUCCUCCAGAGUCUGAGGUGCCUCAGCACGCUCCUCCAGAAGUGCGUCCCUUCACGGAGGCGCAGUUGGUCGCCCUGUGCACCAACCCAGAACUGGAGGCGACAGAGGACGUGGCUGCCGAAUUUGUGGACGCACAACUUCGGGGAGGUGGGGGGCGGCUGCAGCAGCACCCCCUCUACACGCUGCUCGUCAGCUACCUACGUGCACGACAGAGGCUCGCUGCCGCGUCUGCGGAGCUCGCCAACCUCGAGGACGAAUGCCGUGACCACCAGCAGCACCUGUGGAUUGUGGAGACGACUUCAGUAACAGAAUCCGGGGAGUGCCAGGAUGGAAAUCCGGUCUCAGCAACUCACGAGUACAAGGUGGCGCACAUGAACCGCAACGAGCUAGCGGCAUUAGCACGCUCCCUAGCCAGUGUGAGGGAUGUUGUCCACCAGACGCACUCGCUGGCCUGUUAUUCUGCUGAGGUCAUCUGGUUGCAGGCGGAGCACUACGUGCAAGGUGUGGAGGCGAGCUGCGGCGCGUCGCAGCUGCCGCACAAUGCGCCGGCCGCGCUGGCGCCGUGCGAGGAGGUGGAAGUGGGGGCGGAGGAGGCGGGGCUGCCCGGGGGAUCCCCGCAGCAGCGCUGGGGGCUGCUGGAGCUGCGCCACUGCGUCUCCGUGCUCUUCACCUUCCAGAGGCGGCCCAUCAAGGAUGACAAGUUCAUCGCAGACUGCCGGGGCUGGCUGUCGCGACUGGUGGCACUGCUGGUGAGACUGGCCACGUGGCGCGACCACCUCUUCCUGCUGCACCACGUUCUGCGCUGCCCCGCCGGCGUCGGUAGCUGGGCCGCGCCUUUCGUGCAGACCCCGCCCCCGCCACCACACCGCCACUGCGUGGGGACGGCGGUCACGCCGGGUGGGGGCGUCGCGGCCGUCGACUCGGCGGCGGUCUUCGCGAGCCCGUACCUGCGCCACGCUGUUGCCGUGCUGGCAACGCUGGUCAGGCCCGUACGGGAGAGGGAGCACUUCUUGGAGCAGGCACCACUGAGGGGAGACCCGGCACCGUCGGAGCCGUGGGUGCUGGUGGACUCGGACGGAGAGGAGGACGAAGACACUGAAGUCGGACGAGGGUGCGGGGCCGUUCUCCGGGAGAAUGACCUCGUGGCCAUUCUCAAUCAGAUCCCAUUUGACGCAGUGUUCCGCCACGUGCUGCUGGUUGACAGGAGGGAUGACAGGGACCUGUACGACCCCAGCCUGGUGACGGAGCAGCACGUGCUGCGGCUCUUCGCCUUCUGCACGGUGCUGGUGAGGCUGCUGCGCACCGGCCUCGCCACCUACAGCUCGCCGCGCUACCGCCAGUUCGGUCGCCGCCUGGGCCGCCUCAUCCGGCACACCGUGCAGUACGUCUCGGACCAGUGGCAGAGCCUCAGGAACGGCAGCCGGUGGGUGGACCCGGCGCUCGCACUCCGCCUGCAGGCGGAGUACGACGCGUUCUUCCUGCGGGCGACGCGCGGCAUCCUGUCGUCCCAAGGGCUGGGCACGUGGCAGUUCCUCGCCGUCAUCCCUUACUCUGUGGUGUCCCUACCCACACUCUGGCACCUCUACUACCUGCUCCACCUGGCAUCUCCAGACAACGCUGACGAGGACCUCGACCGGCCGGACAGCUCUGUCGACUGGGAGCGGAGACUUGCCGACCCGCAGGUGCAGUUACAGUUUGAAGAAAAAUUGACGUCAAUGCCGGAGGCAGAGUCCUACUACCUGCUGACGACGUUUGCCAACAUGGCGGUGGCCCGUGGCAGCAAGGAUGCCGACUUCGUCCAGUGUGUCACGCUCGACUUGCUCGAGGUGGGUUUUUUGAGUGCUGCGACACGGGACCUUUGCAGCAAGACGGCGCGCUCGUUGCUCGCCGGCGUGAUGGCGGAGUUCCCAGCUCUGCUCUCUGUGCUGCUCACCAACCUGCAGGACAACUUUGAGCGGGCUGGCAAGAUGAGCCUGUACCUGUUCCGGGAGCUGCCGCUGCGCCAGUGGCGGCCGGCAGACGCCGAUCUGUCAUUGCUGUCGGAGUGGCUGCUGCACCGCCCUCUCGCCACUCCCGAAAACCAGCUGGCCCGUCUGGUGCUCGCCGGCCUCGACUGGGGGCUGGCGCCGGGUGGCCGCGAGCUGGUGCUGCCCCUGGAGGUGCACAGGCGUGCCGCCUCACUCGUUGUCGAGGCCUGCGAUCGGCACGAGGCUCGGGCGGGUCCACCGUCCGGGGGUACAGUCGGGGCCGUCGUGGGUGGAGGCGCCGCCGUCAUAGCCGAGGGCGUCAAACAGGUGUCAAGCCUGGUGGUGCAGCGGACACCCCCCCAGUCGCACGAGCACGCACUCUCGCUGUGGGCUUGGGAGAUGCUGGCACGACUCCGCCUACACGCCCUCGACCAGCCACGCCACGCCGUGUGGACCGCGAUGGCAGACCCCGCCUCCGCCGCACCGCCCCGCAGUGCAGACGACGAUGCGGCACCUGGCGGCCCGACGCCGCGGCAUCCGGUGGCACUGCUGGCGUCGGUGCUGGGGUCGGGCUGGGGCCACAGCCCGCCGCUGGUGGCCGAGAGGGGGUUGCCAGCACUACACGCCCUCGCCGCCAUCCACGGCCGCCACGAGCAGGUGGCCGCCGCCCUCGAGCUCGUCAUUCCGCUCAUGCUCGACUGUGCAGACAGCGUGCUGCUCAAGAGCGACAGAUACUCUGCCAUUCUGAUGUCACUCCUGACAGCAGAUAGGACUUACAUGAAGAUGGCCAAGAACCUGAUUGCCCCCGAGUUCCCUGGACCAGUGCUUAGGAUGUUCGGGAACAUGGUGCAGUGUCAGCUGGAGAACUACCGCAGGUACAGCCUGGCGAGCCCCCGGGAACUGGUGCGGCUGUGGCUGCUGAGCAUGGCACAGCUCCCAGACUGGACACGGGAGUCGGGUGCCGUCUACGUGGCUGACAUCGUUCUACGCUGCGCCUUCUUCUACCCGGAUGCCCGCGAUGUGGCCGUCGGCAUUCUGGCUGAUCUACACCAGAGCGCUGCGGGGCUGCGUGCGGGUGGGACGCUGUCGGCGCUCAUCAGCUGGGUGGCGUCGGGCUCCGGGACGUGGGCGUCGCUGGUGCCGCGCUGCUCUGCACCGGACGCGCCCUGGCUGGCGUACUUCGCACUGGAGGUGGAGCACCGAGCGCAGGAGGAGCGGCCCGGCCUGUGGCGGGAGCUGUUGCGGGAACUGGCCAGUACGCAGGGCAAGGCCAACAUCGAUCAGGCGCUAAAGAGAGCGGCACACACCCUGAAGGUGCCGGCGCCGACGUCGAGCAGCCUGGCCGUCUACCGCUGGGCGCAGCAGGCACUGGACACACCUCUCGGGCACCCGCUGCUGCCGCUUCUCUGGCAGAAGUUCUUUGAGCUCUUCCUCGCCAGGAUACCUUCCACACCGGGAGUGGUGAAGAAGCGGAAGGGGUCUGUACAGGUAGCUAAAGAACUGGAGACAGCUUGCUUGGUGUUCGGUGCAGUGACGGGCGUACAGGUCCCAGACCGCGGUGGAGUCGGAGACAAGUUCUUUGAGGGGAUGGUGAACCUGAACAUGCUGAAGAAGCUGAAGAGGCGCCUGCAGGAGACGGAGGAGUUCUACCGCAACCGCAGCCGUGACCCCGGUCUCGAGGAGGAGGCCGUGAAGCUGAACACGAGAUGUGCCGACCUGAUGCGGACAUUCGCGCUGUGGCUGGAGGAGCCUCGCCUCCACGAGCCGAGCCUGUUCCUGCCGGCGCUGCCCCCGCAGUACGACUCACAGAAGCUCGCUCUGGUACUACAAGGUGACAGGCGUCCCUGGCUGGAGUAUCUGGACUACGAGGCAGUGCGCACCGCCCAGCAAAAUGCAGUGAGAGAGUGGCAGGCACUGCGCUUCCGCUGUACAGGCAAGGAGUCGGACGGAUCCUCCAAACCCCGGCUGACGCGUGCCAGCUCUGAGCCGGAAGACGCCAAGGACCCGGCACACCGGAUUGUCAGCAGGCUGCAGCUGUACGAUACACCGGUGCCUCCGCCGCCACUGCGGCCCUCCAAGCCGGUCAUCCCGUCCAUCCAGGCAGAUAUGCUGCAGAACAGAGCAGCCAUGCUGUCUGCCCUGAAGUCAUCCUUCCGUGCCAUCACCGAGUUUGCACAGAUCUACUCGCUGCGAGUGUCGGAGCACACGGCCCUGGACUGCAGCCUGCUCGAGCUCGUCCCCUCGACGUACCGCGAUGUCGAGAUGGAGGUUCUGCUGCACGCUGCUUGUGACACUGGGCCAGACGCUGCGAGGCGCAAGCCGCACGACCUUAUCUGCGCGGGGCCGGCGGACAUCCGUCUGAAGGUGUGUGAAGCACGCAUCAGUGAAGGCACAGAGCACAUGAUUCAGCAGAACAGGGCCGAGUACGACACACUGCUUUCCCGUGCCAUGCAGCCACCUCCUCAGAAAGUCUGCGUUGGAAGCGUCUUUGUGGAGCACGCCAUUAGCCUUCUGGAGCGGGAGUACAGCCAGUACCGUGCACGCGGCAGUGUAGAGGUGAUGGCGCGGGUGCAGGACGUGGGCGUGGCGCUGUUCCACCACAUCGUGGGACUCUACGGGGAGGACGUGGCUCUCUACCCACCCAGCAAGCAGCUGCUCACCGGCUGCCUCGAGACCCUGGGCCAGGUGUUUGUGAGUGGUGACGAGAGCCAGGGCUGUCGCCUGCUGGCGACCCUGCUGGAGCAGCCCCGCCUCGCCGGGAUCCUGGGCCCACAUUUCACGCCGUCUGCCGCAUCCACCACCACCUUCCUGCAGAUGUACCAGACUGUGGUGGAGACCGCAGCACAGGCCCAGCAGCCCGUCGACCUGUGCUUUGUCCUGCUGUCGAAGUUCGAUGUUACCCGCUGGCUGAUGACCCGCAAGCCGCGCCUCAGUGAAAGAUCGCAGUUCAUCGAGUUGGUUGGGAAGGCGCUGACAGCGGCCGGCAUCUGCCCAGAGGACGACAAGCUCAUCCUGCACGAGGUGUUCCGCAAGCACCUGCGCCUGAUGCUGCUGUUCGACUUCCCCGAGCACUACGGUGAGGUACUGAGCUUGGUGCUGCGUGCCUCGGAGACACAGCAGCUGGCACCCUCCGUCUGGUUCGACCUGCUCAAUGCGCUGCUGCAGCCGGUGGGAGCCGCCGCGGACCGUCUCAAGCCGGGCCUCGGGGCGGGCACCGUCCGGGAGGAGGCGCGCCGCUUCGCCACGGAGCAGAGGUCGCUGUCUCACAGUGAGCUACGGGAGACAGCGACACUACUGGGUUCGCACUUCACCAAAGAGCGUCUGCAGUACGGCCUGUAUGGGCUGUACCCUAAGUACCGGGCCUAUGUGGAACCACUGACAGCGUUCCUCGCCAUGCUGGGGCAUGCCAUUGUCGUCAGCUCCGUGCAACUGGAGAGGGGGGCGCUCUCCGACCAAUUGUGCGAGCGCCACCUGUGGCCGGCCCUGAGUGAGAUGUUCUCGCCGUGGCUCGCCCCUUACUGGACGCGCAACCUGCGAGAGCCGGCUGCCGCGUGGAUCCAGCAGCUGGCCGACGACCGCUCUGUGCUGCUGCCGUGGAUAGUGGCAGACGGGGCUCACGCACAGCGCUUUGUCGGCACUUUUGUGGAGUGCGUGAGGUUCGUGCUCGACACUCUACCAGGCUGCAGCAAUAUGCUGAGUUUUGUGUGGCAGUUCUACGUGAACAACUUUGCCCAUGCGGCAGUGAAGGACUAUAUCCUGAAUGUCCUGCACGGAGGUCUGCUCACAUUGUCCUGGGACCGCUUCUGGCCAGGACUCAAUGACCUGGAGCUGAUGCUCAAGGUGGUGGACCAGUACCUGCCAGACUGCCACCAGUUCCUGGGCGGCAUGUUCGUCGAGGUGGCCUGGUGGUCGUGGGUGGGACACGUGCUGUCCACUUUCCCGCCAGCCCUCACAGCGAGAGCCCAUGCGUGCCUCCUCCACCUGCUUGUCAAGCUCUCCUGUGAGCCAUCUGUCAGACAGUCUACAAAGCUACUGCCCCUGCUCCUCGAGUCUCGAAGGUUUGCGUGGCAUCUGCUUGACUCGACUGCCUUCGAGUCCAUUGCCAACUGGUACGUCAUGAGCUGUGAUCCACGCGUCAUUCUGGCACCCGAGGAUACUGAUGACGAUGACACAGGCCGCAGCAUAGACAUUGCAACACUUGGGCUGCUUCGGGUCUCAGCGGCGCAUAUCCCGGAGGCGGUGCACUUCCACCCGCAGACGCUCACCAAGCGGCAGACGUUCGUCCGUGUCUGUGUCAAGCUGCUGACCAACUGCGCCGGCCGGCACAAGGCCCUCCUCUUGCGCAGAGAAAAGGACUUCCGAGCUGCCAUUGGGAACAUCCUGGAGGACAUAGAGUGUGUCGUCAGUGCCAGUGUGCCAUCCCCGCAGCAAGUAGCAGAGUGCGGCUUCCUGCUGUCGGAGGUGGUGCCGCUGGCUGCACAGCCCCAGUCGCUGGCGCCGCUCGCCCUGAGCGAACUCUGCAGCUGGCUGGCGAGCCGCGACGGCCGCAGCUGCGUGCUGCGUUCGCUGCUCAAGGUAGCCGCGCCGACCCUGGCGUCGAGCCCGCAGGCCCUGGGCGCCGUGCUCGAGGCAGCACUCGAGGCGUUCUUCCGCAUGCCCGAGCCGGAGGACCAUCAGGGCGGACUAGGGACUGAGACGGACCCGCGCCCGACGUGGCAGUGUGCGGUGUCGAUGCUCUCGCCACCUGCACUGACACCGGCUCUGGAAGAGGCGUUGACCUCGGGCGGCCACGUGCUGACGCUGCACGCCCUGCUGCUCAAGAAGCUGCCCUCCUGCCGCGACAUCCGCGAGGAGGCCGCCGUGCUCGCCAAGCUCACCGACUGGAUGGGCGCCGUCAAGCCUGGAGAGAGUGUGGAGGCGAAGCUGGCACUGCUGUGGGGCCGCUGCCUGAUGCUGGCACAGCGGCAGUGCGAAUUCUCGGAGGACACGGAGGGUGCCAUCUCCUGCCUCCGGACGCUCGUUUCGCGCCUCCUCGCCCUCGCCGAGGACCGAACUUGGGGCUCCACACUGCUGGGGGCUAUCGGCCUGCGGAGGCCCGCCCCGGUCACUAACAAGUGUCGCCUGCUGAGUCGUGCAGUGGCGGUGUUUGUGUUGGCGCAGCUUCCUGAUGGAGAGCAGCCAUUUGUAAGGACGACACCGAGUGCACCGGGAGCUCUGUCUAUGCCAGUCAUCAUAAGCAAGUCGACAGGCAGUGUGGACCAGACGGUGCCGAACCCGAGCGCUCAGGCCCUGUCUGCGCUGUCGCAGCUGGAGGCGCUGGCCACCAACAAGGCCUACCAGGAUCUGAAGCCUGCCGUAGAGCUGGCGGUGCGGCUCGCUGUCGACCCGGACAGCUCGCUGCACUCGGGCUGCGGCGCCGUCGCGACUCUUGCCCACGCCCUGUAUGGGAAGGCUUACCUGGCAGCUGUGAAGGAUUGACUGCAGCGCAGCCCCCUCGACUUUCACUCGCCGACAGUCUCGGCGCGGGUCUCCAUUGGUGACGUCCAGUGCUGACCUGUACUGGGGGGGUCACAAAACGGAGGAAUUCUGCUGAGUUUAGAGUGUCCUCAGUGGAGGCUUCGUUUGUGCUGACAGCUGUGUGGAGAGGGGGCCAGGCAGCUGUUUACACUCCAUUUGCACGGUAGCUUGUGUCUCACUUAUCUCUUUGUAAUUAUGAAAAGUUGCAGAACAUGUAAGCUAAAGGUCAGAAUGUGCUCAACAGCUAAUAGCUUCUUCAGAAGUUUCAAGAGAGUAACUACCUACAGCAAAUUUGCUGAAUUGGAGCUCAUGCACCAUUAGGCCAAUACAGGAAUAAUAUAAUCCUUCAUAUUGAACCACGUGUGCACAUUUUACAUAGUAGUGGAGAAAAAAGAGCAAUAGUUUACAUUUGAUGUUGCCAAGAAGUGAGUAUUUACAAUGAAUUGUAAUGUUUCCCAGGCAUGGAAAGAAUUUUACUGAUGUAGCCUGGAGUGGUAGUGUGACACAUAUUUUCACCAUACAAUGUUUGGCUAUUGAGGGAGAAGUAAAAUGUUGUCAUGUAAGGUGGAGGCAAAGAAUCUAACAGGUGUCUUCAUCCAUGUGGACUAAUGCCUUGCAAAGAAUGGCAUUAACAAAAAAAAAAGCUGUUAAAUUUUACAAAGCAUUCUGUAAUUUGAUCACAGCAAUUGGUACAAAAUGCUAAAAAUCAAAUAAGAAAACUGAAAACACAAUUUAGACUUUUUAUUUGUUGGCAACAAGUUUCAGCCCUUCCCCACCAUUAUGUCUGGUGACGGAGCAAGAUCUGUAUAAGUAAGAUUGUCACCUCACUUCUACAGAUCUUGCGCCAUUUACUACCAGCAACCACAAUGGCGGCGAAAAACCUGAAGAUUGUCUGAGGAAAGGGCCAAAACUGACUGCUAAUAAAUCUGAAAAUGUGAUUGAGGCUGUCUUUAUGGGAUUUCUCUGCGUUAAAGCCAAUUAUAGAGUGCAUAAAUGUGGCCUCUGACCUCAGAUGCAAUGUGAUACUGGUAGUGGUGAACUGUGAAUUGCUUGCAUUAUUCCCCCCUCCUCCUUUCCACUCCCAUUAUGGAUGCAAUAAACUUUUCAGUUGUCUCCAUGCAAUCAGUCUCUAGUCAACCAAAAUGACUGUCUCAUAAUUGCAGCCUAUGUAAUAUUUUCUAAUCAUCAUCUUUCCUUCAAAGAAAUAACCUGGCUGUUAUAAGUACUCUGUAAACAGUUUAGUUUACAUUGCAAGCUGUAUUCUUGUCAUUGGUGGCGUGUACAAAAUGAGAUCAUUUAAUGCCAAAGGAAGUGCCCAUGGUCAGACUGAUGACUUUAAUAGCACACAGUUUAAAGAUUUUUUUAUUCAUUAGAUUAUGUGUGAAAUGACAAAUAAAACACCAAUUAUAAUAUUUGUGUCUAUGGAUUGGUAGGAUAAUUGCUUCUUUACUGUUACUUUUGAAGGAUUUAUAUACAUAUUGUAAUUUGGUUGUGAAAUAAGAUGAUGGUGUCACACUGUUCCUACAGCAAGAGAAAAAGAUGUUAGACCUGUGAUUUGAAAUAUAUCAUUGUUCUGAUACUGUGGAUAUGUUUUAUAAUGUAUGCCUAAGACAUAUGUAAUUAAUUUACCAGAUGUGUGGUCAACUUUUGUAAUAUGAUUCUUCUCUCCUGCCUCUGUGCCAUAGCAUGUAAUUUAUUCUGUUGGCAUUCAGUACAUAAGUGUUUUGUUAAUAUAUUACCAUAAAGUGUGA
Molecule: messenger RNA, 10027 nt
Organism: Schistocerca nitens (vagrant locust)
Lineage: Eukaryota; Metazoa; Arthropoda; Insecta; Orthoptera; Acrididae
Gene: Epg5
Product: ectopic P granules protein 5 homolog
Exons: 41
Coding region: 195-8237 (2680 amino acids)
Biological process (GO): autophagosome maturation
Cellular component (GO): cytoplasm
Source: RefSeq, a predicted model, not a curated record